UAUAUUUGCUCUCUUUUUCUUCUAAAUCUUUCAUUUCACAUGCUCAACCACAACAACAAUAACACAUCUUUAUUCUCUCUCUCUCUCUCACCUUCUUCAUAACAUUUUCUUUUUUCCAAUUCCAUUCUAAUUAUUUGUACCUUUUUCCUUUUUAUUAAAGUUACAUUAAAAAAAUAAUCUUGGGUUCCCCACUCUCACAAAGUGGCAUUUCAUAUUUCAUCUUCUUGUCCUCUCUGCUCUUUUGUUCUCUCAAAAACUUUCAUUUUUAUUUUUUAAUUUUUUGUUCCCAUGAUGAAAAACAUUUAGACCAUGUUUUGCAUUUCUUUCUGCACUUUCGUUUUUUUUUUUGGUUUUCUAUUGAUCUCUUGACUGACACUAAUUCCAUAUUCUUUCCUGUUCAUUUCAAACUCCAAAAAUGAGCUUCCCUUCUCUGGGUCUUCAUUAGAAUCAAAUCAGUAUUGAUUUUUUUACAAAACAAAAAUGGUGAACACCCAGAUGCUCAAAUUGAUUCUUGCUCUUACUUCAACAACAUCUUUAGUGUUUUUUGUUCUUUUCAUCUACUUUUACUGUAAGAGAACGAGGAGAAAUGAGAGUGAAGAUAUAGAGAAAACAGAGUAUAGAAAUGGAGACGAGACUCACGAGGAGGAGGAGGAUGAAGAAGAAGAGGAGGACUUAGUGACUUUUCAUGGUGGUCAGGACUUAACGGUUGGUGAUAUACUUGAUGCUCCAGGAGAAGUGAUUGGAAAAUCCAACUAUGGUACUUUGUACAAGGCCUUUCUUCAAAACAGCAAGUCAGUGAGGCUUUUGAGGUUUCUGAGGCCUGUUUGUGCAUUAAGAGGUGAAGAUUUUGACCAAAUAAUUAGGUUUCUGGGGAGUAUAAGGCAUCCCAAUUUGGUGCCUCUUCUGGGAUUUUAUGCAGGACCAAGGGGUGAGAAGCUUCUGGUUUAUCCUUUUUACCACUGUGGUAAUCUUGCUCAGUUCAUAAAAGACUGCAAUAAUGAGGCACAGAAGUGGGCCAUAAUUUACAAGAUCUCACUUGGUAUAGCUAAAGGGUUGGACUAUCUUCACUCUGGCUUUCAGAAGCCAAUCAUUCAUGGCAAUCUCAAGUCCCAAAACAUACUCUUGGACCGCUAUUUCCAACCCCACAUCUCAGAUUCUGGCUUACAUCUUGUCCUGAAUCCAACUGCUGGCCAAGAAAUGCUUGAAUCCUUAGCCUCACAGGGUUACAAAUCACCUGAGCUCAUCAAAAUGAAGGAAGCAUCUGAAGUGACUGAUAUUUACAGUCUUGGGGUAAUCUUACUUGAAUUGCUUACAGGAAAGGAACCAGUCAAUGAGAACCCAACUACACCAGAUGAGGAUUUCUAUUUGCCAAAUUAUCUUAGAAAAGCAGUUCUUCGGCACAGAGUCACUGACUUAUUCAAUCCAAAUAUACUAAUCACAAGAGAUGACGAUUAUGAAGUACCAGUAACUGAGGAAAAUAUUCUCAAGUUUUUUCAGCUUGCUAUGUCUUGUUGUUCACCUUCACCUUCACUUAGACCAACCAUCAAACAGGUUCUAUGGAAGCUGGAAGAGAUUGGAAAAUGAGGUAACUGGUAACUGGUUCCGAGUCAAAUGUGUCUCCUUACAACAAAGUCUCUUCUCCAAAAUCUGCAUGAAUCAAAGGACAUGAAAAUAACAACUACAGAAGCUGAUGUUGACUUGUAUAGAUAGGAUAAAAAAUGCACAAAUUGGAAGAGGGGUCUUCAAAGCUUAAAAGAAAGAAAAAAAAAAGGCAUAAAAUUUUGAGUACCCAACAAGGGAAUUGAGAGAUUGUUGAUGUUGAUGCCUAGAGAUAAGAGGUAGUACAUCCAAACUCAUUCACUUUGUCCAAUUCAACAAGGAUCACAGAAUAUCUUAUUUGGCUCUUUGGUUAAUUUGUUUGUUUUGGACUUGAGAUUUCUCUCUUGCCAUGAACAGAAUAGUGAGAUAGUAAAGUCCCUACAGGGCCCCAAAAUGUCCCAAAACUACUACAACAGUUUUGGCUUAAGUUGCAGAAACAUGAAGUUUGACUAUUGGAUUAUUGGUAUGGAAUCUCAUUGACAUAAGCUAAUGGUAUAACUCUAUAGCUUUUAACCAUAUUGUUUAUUGAUUUUUUCUUCAUUAAAAUUUGAUAAGUAUGGGUGUGUGUCAUUAGUUCCCAAGUUUCUUAGAAGUUGGAGCUGCUGUUGGGGUGACUCCAUAUUUCCAUGUUAAUCUUAAACAUUACUUUUUUAUUUUUAUUUUUAUUUUUAUUAUUAUAAAUUUAUUUUCUUGUUUAUUCCAAGAAAACGGCAACACUGCCAUGUGAGGGUUGGUCACGUUGAGCUUGAAUGUCAUUUAUGCUCCCUUUCCGCA
This is a messenger RNA of Humulus lupulus (European hop), 2373 nucleotides long. Its product is annotated as putative kinase-like protein TMKL1. The coding region runs from base 481 to 1584 and encodes 367 amino acids. Lineage: Eukaryota; Viridiplantae; Streptophyta; Magnoliopsida; Rosales; Cannabaceae. Gene Ontology annotation, molecular function: ATP binding; protein kinase activity. The transcript is spliced from 2 exons. The record is from RefSeq and is a predicted model, not a curated record. Gene Ontology annotation, biological process: protein phosphorylation.